AUGACGAGACGAGUAAGGCGCAUACGGUCUUCAAUAGCUUCACGAAAUGCUAAUGCUCCAGAGGUAUUCUUUGCUGUUGAAGGACGUGUCCAAGGUGUGGGCUUCAGGUAUUUUACACAGAAAAAGGCCCAGGAGUACGGAGUGACGGGAUGGUGUCGAAACACAAAGGACGAAAAGGUUGAGGGUGAGGCUCAAGGCAACGAGGAGGUUCUGACAAAGUUCUUCGAGGACGUAGACAAUGGCCCAAGAUCUGCUCGAGUGACAAAGGUAUCUCAAGAGGAGAGGCAGCUUGUUGAUGGAGAGAAUGACUUCGUAGUUACGCGUUGA
Fusarium sp. VM40 is the source of this 327-nucleotide messenger RNA. NCBI's taxonomy places the organism in Eukaryota, Fungi, Ascomycota, Sordariomycetes, Hypocreales, Nectriaceae. The record is from the annotation of a GenBank genome assembly.